GACGUCAGACCCAGAGAACAUGGCGGCUGUGCAGAAGGCGGAAGUAGUGGAUCCGUGCAGGUUUGUUCUGUAAGAGCCGUCCUGGAUGGACCAGUCGCCAUGAGCAACAGGAAGAUGGUUUCCACGGAGACAGAGAAUAAAGGACAGAGGAAGGUGUUUGUGGCCAACCAGCUGCUGGAGUGUCUGCCUCGCGCCACCUGUCUGCCCAACGAGCGUCUGAGGUGGAACACUAACGAGGAGAUCGCCUCCUACCUCAUAUCUUUUGACAGACAUGAUGAGUGGCUCUCCUGCAGCCUGAAGACCAGGCCGAAGAACGGCAGCAUCAUCCUGUACAACAGGAAGAAGGUGAAGUACAGGAAGGACGGAUACUCCUGGAAGAAAAGGAAGGAUGGAAAGACCACAAGAGAGGACCACAUGAAGCUGAAGGUCCAGGGCAUGGAGUGCCUCUACGGCUGCUACGUCCAUUCCUCCAUCGUACCAACAUUCCACAGAAGAAGCUACUGGCUGCUGCAGAACCCGGAUGUAGUCCUGGUCCACUACCUGAACGUGCCGUCUCUGGAGGAUUCUGGGAAAUGCAGUCCUCUGUUGUGCACCGUGUCCGACCGCCAUGACAGCAUGAGGUGGAGCCAAGACGACCUGCUGAGCCAGCUGAAGCCCAUGUUCCACAGCAUGAUGUGUUCACUGGGCUCCGAAGAUUUCAGCAUCGAGGAGCUGGUCCAGCACAUCCUUGACCGGCAGAGAACCAAGCCCCAGCCACGCACACACACCUGCCUCUGUAACACCAGCCAGGUGUCCUCAGGAGUCAACAUUCCCCACCGCUGUAACAGCACCAAACACCGUAUCAUCUCCCCCAAACUGUCCUCCCCUGUCCCCUCUGAGCUGGGGGAGGCAGGUAGGGGGGUGGGAGAGCCCAAACUGCCCCACCUGCAGGCUCAGAUAAGUCCCGCCUCUUCACCCAGCUCUUCCUCCUGCUCAGCCUCCUCGCCCCCCCAGCCUCACCGGGCCACUCUCACCAUGAGUAACCACGGUAACGGUUUCUGUGGCGACCGGCACAGUAACAUGGCUUCAGUGGCGCUGCCUCAGAGCGCUGUCAUCGUCAUGGCAACAGCUGCCACCCUCCCAGGUGGAGGCGGAGCCAUAGCUGAGGAGGCGGGGCAGAGGAGGAGCAGUGGCCCGUUGCUGCUCUCCCCCACCCUCCCUCCCCCUGUGAGGAAAACUGCCUCCCCAUCACAUCCGGCCUCCUCACCCACUCCCCCCUCCCUCCCCCCUCAGCCCGUGCAGGCCACACUCACCCUUCUCCCCUCCCCUGUCAUUGGAGGCCUCCUUCUCACCCCCUCCUCCACCUCCCAACAAUCUCCUCCUCCCUCCUCUUCCUCACUUCCCCCUUUCCUCCCCCCAGCAUUCGACCCUGACUCCUUCUUGAACUCGCCCAAGCAGGGACAGACCUAUGGCGGUCCUCCUCCCACCUCUUCGUCCACCACCUUUAACCCUCCCUCCCCCUUCUCUCACCCCUCCCUCUCUCUUUCCUUCUCCCCCACCAUCUCCACCCCUCCCUCAUCAGUUUCUCCACCCUCCUCUCUCUCCUCCCUCUCCCCCUCUGCCUCUGUCUCUCCUCCUUCCGCCUCCCUCCCCCUCUCCCUUGUCCUCACCCUGUCUCCCACCUCCUCUGUGACCCCAUCCAUCCUCCCCCUCUGCCUGGAGUUGGGAGGUCUGGUGAAGUCGGAGGUGGUGAAGGAGGAGGUGGGGAUUGUUAAAGAGGAGGUGAAGGGCCCGACUGAUGAUGAUUAUGAUGAUGAAGGUAGUGCUCCGCCCACCAAGCUGGUGCUGCUACAGACAAGCCCCACCCCCUCCAGCCCAUCUCCACGGCUAAAAACUGAAGACUCCGCCUCCCUCCACUUAAUUUGUCAAGACACACUGAGUCAACCACCCCAGCUGACCAAUCAGAGACAGGGACAGACUGAUGGACAGCAGCUGUUGGGCCUGACUGUGCCUGAAGCUCCGCCCCCAGUCAGGAUAACCAAUCAGUCGUCAGUGAAUUCUGUCACCAACUCCGUCCCCACAGAUGUUGCCAUGGUUACCACUUCUCAAGAACUAGGGCGGGGCGUCAACUCAGAAUACAUCUACAUGGACACGCCCUCAGAGGAGGAGGCGGGGCUUGGGGAGCAAGGAGGGGAGGAGCUUGACAUCUCCUUCGACAGCCAGUUUCCUGAUCUGAUCUCUGACCUCAUCACUGAAGAGUCCAGUCCAGCCAUAGCUCCGCCCCCUGCCAGCUCCACACCAAGACCAGCCAUGCUCCCUACAGGAGUCCGAUACGUGGUUCCUCCACAGCCCUCCCCGUCCUCCUCUUUUCUCCCCUUCCCUCAUCCACUGACCUCCUCCAUGCGCCUUGCCUCCAUCACAGACUUCUCUCCGGAGUGGUCCUACCCAGAGGGGGGUGUGAAGGUUCUGAUCACCGGGCCAUGGAGCGAGCCAUCGGGUCACUACUCGUGUGUCUUCGACCAGAGCACCGUCCCUGCAUCAUUGAUCCAACCCGGAGUUCUGCGCUGCUACUGCCCAGCCCACCAGGCUGGCCUGGUGUGUCUGCAGGUUCUGGAGUCCAGAGGUUCUGUUUCCUCGUCUGUUCUGUUCGAGUACAGAGCGAGGAACGCCAGCUCCCUGCCCAGCUCUCAGCUGGACUGGCUCUCUCUGGACGAUAAUCAGUUCAGGAUGUCCAUCCUGGAGCGGUUGGAGCAGAUGGAGCGCAGGAUGGUAGAAAUGGCAGCUCGCAACAACCAACAACAACAACAACAACAACAACAUCAACAACAGCAGCAGCACGGCAACCAGCUGGCCACGCCCCCUCCCCUUCCUCCUCUACCUGAGGACCAGGAACAGCCCUCUCAGUGGUUUGAGAGGAGGAUUGUGGGAGUUUGUGAGAGGAUGAUGAGAGGAGCAAGAUGGGGAGGAGGAAGAGGAGAGAGGCUUCAUCACUCAGCCCGACACCGCGGGAUGACUCUGCUCCACCUGGCUGCUGCACAAGGAUACACACACCUGAUCCACACCCUGAUCCACUGGAGGACUGUAAACGGUGACAGUUUGGACCUGGAACAGGAAGUUGAUCCUCUGAACGUUGACCACUUCUCCUGCACUCCUCUGAUGUGGGCGUGCGCUCUGGGCCACCAGAGGGCAGCAGAGCUCCUGUACAGCUGGAACAGUCUGGCUCUGGGGAUUCCCGACUCUCUGGGCCGUCUGCCUCUCGCCGUUGCCCGCUCUCGAGGACACACCCGCCUCGCCACAGCGCUGGAGAUGCUGCACAUGCAGCGCACACACGCUACGUCCAGGGACACGCCUCCAGCGGACACGCCUCCAACAGACACUCCACAGCCGCCGCUGUCUCCUCUGUCCACCAGCCCUGACACAGGUCUCAGCUCCUCCAGCAGCCUCCCCUCCCCCAGUGACCCCUCCUCUCCCUCUCCAAGCUCCGCCUACUACAGUGGCCCUGCUCCCAUGGACACGUCCCCCUCCUCUCCGUCGUCUCUUUCUUCCUCUUCCUCAUUGCCUGAGUACCCGCCCUCCCCACCCUCCCUUCCUUUGGUGUCGGUGUGGGGGGAGGAGCCAAACUCAGCUGUAAUCACAGGUUUGAACGCCGGUGGCUCCAGAGACUCCUCCUUCUACCUGAUGGACUGCGAGAACACCUCUCCUGCUCACACUUACACACACGUCCAUACAGCGGGGGGGCGGAGACAGCACACGGCCACGGUCACGCUGGAGGAGCAGCUGCUGAGAUACAGCGAGAACGCUGAGAACGAAGGCGAGGAGGAGUACCUGGAGGAGGAGGUUCUGCAGGUUGACAUGGCGACACUGGCAGAGCAAAUCAUUGAGGCGACCCCAGAGCGAAUCAAACAGGAGGACUUCUCCAGAGGGGCGGAGUCUCCGCUCAGGGAGAGGAGGGAAAAUCCCUCCCUCCAGGACACCUGGCUGGCUGCUUACCUGGAAACCGUUGACUCCCACACACACUCCCCGCCCAGUGCUCUGGCUCUUCAGAGGCUCCGCCCCCCUUCAUCUGCAGCAUGGGCGGAGUUCCUGACCGCAUCAGCCAAUGGGAAGAUGGAGAGGGACUUCGCACUGUUGACGCUGACGGAUGGCGAGCAGAGGGAGCUGUACGAGGCCGCGAGGAUCAUCCAGAAUGCCUUCAGGAGGUACAAGGGUCGGAGGCUGAAGGAGCAGCAGGACAUGGCUGCAGCGGUCAUCCAAAGAUGCUACAGGAAGUACAAACAGCUAACAUGGAUAGCUCUCAAGUACGCUCUCUACAAAAAGAUGACCCAGGCGGCCAUCUUGAUCCAGUCCAAGUUCCGGUCGUACUACGAGCAGAAGCGUUUCCAGCAGAGCCGGCGGGCGGCCGUCCUCAUCCAGCAGUACUACCGCAGCUACAAGGAGUACGAGAGGCUGAAGCAGGCGCCCAGGGGGGCCGCCUCCCACAACCCCAAGAUCAAGGGGUCGUUCCUGACCAAGAAGCAGGAUCAGGCAGCGAGGAAGAUCAUGAGGUUCCUCCGGCGCUGCAGACACCGGAUUAAAGAGCUGAAACAGACGAGGGAGCUGGAGCGAAGGGGACUGACCACAUAGUCUUCUUCUGUGCUGGAGGACUGCAGGAACCACUGAAGGACGAUG
Nematolebias whitei (Rio pearlfish) is the source of this 4647-nucleotide messenger RNA. RefSeq names its product calmodulin binding transcription activator 2 (gene camta2). Bases 100 to 4602 code for a protein of 1500 amino acids. Gene Ontology annotation, cellular component: nucleus. NCBI's taxonomy places the organism in Eukaryota, Metazoa, Chordata, Actinopteri, Cyprinodontiformes, Rivulidae. The transcript is spliced from 27 exons. The record is from RefSeq and is a predicted model, not a curated record. Gene Ontology annotation, molecular function: protein binding; double-stranded DNA binding; transcription coregulator activity. Gene Ontology annotation, biological process: regulation of transcription by RNA polymerase II.